Molecule: messenger RNA, 1752 nt
Organism: Trypanosoma grayi
Lineage: Eukaryota; Euglenozoa; Kinetoplastea; Trypanosomatida; Trypanosomatidae
Product: putative vacuolar protein sorting-associated protein
Exons: 1
Coding region: 1-1752 (583 amino acids)
Biological process (GO): intracellular protein transport; vesicle-mediated transport
Cellular component (GO): Golgi membrane
Source: RefSeq, a predicted model, not a curated record
AUGUCAAAUGUGCCUCCCACUUUCUUCAGCGUUGUGUCGGAGUACGUUGAGCACAUGCUCCCCGCUGACAAUACCAUGAAGGUCCUCCUCGUUGACGAGGCGACGCUCAACAUCAUCUCCAUGGCCUGCUCGCAGACGGCGCUGCUCAAGAGGGGAGUCUUCCUCGUCAACCGCGUCGACGACCAGCGUCAGCGCCGCUGCAUAAAGAACAUGCGAUGCGUUGUGUUCAUUCGUCCGCAGCUGUCGAGCGUCGAGGCGGUGUGCGCCGAGCUUCGCGCCGCCAAGUACGAGAGCUAUGCUAUCUACUUCAGCAGCGCAGUCGUGCCGGAUCUGCUUGACCGCCUCGCCCGCGCGGACGUUGAGAAUUUAGUGAACCGCGUUGGUGAAGUCUUCUGCGACUUCGACGCGCUCAAUGCGGACGCGUUCGUGUCGGCCGCCGUGGGGCCCAACGCGCUGCUGCCGGGGUACUUGAGCGCCGCGGUGGUGCAGCGUGUGGCGGAGGGAAUCGCCGCGACGUUUGUGGCGCUGCGCCGCAAGCCGCAUGUACGCUUCGACCAAAACAGUGCCUUCGCGCGUCGCGUGGCGCUUGAGCUGGGCGAUAUACUGAAGAAGAACGCGGAGCUGUAUAACUACAAGAACAGGGACAGCGUGCUGCUGAUUCUGGACCGCAGCAGUGACGCGCUAACACCGCUAGUGAUGCCGUGGAUCUACCAGGCAAUGCUGCACGAGCACAUUGGCCUGAGGUACAACCGCCUCAAGCUGCCAGAUGCCCCCGAAGAGGAGGAGUACGUCUUCUCGCAGCAGGACGAUGCAUUCUUUGCCGCGAACAUGUAUGCCAACUGGGGUGAACUCUGCAACAAUGUCAAGGCCUAUGUGGAUAAGUGCAAGACCACGCUGAACAUUGAUCGCUCCACGGCCACCAUGGAUGAAAUAAGAGAUUUCAUGCAGAGACUGCCGCAAACAAAGACUCUGACAGGGUCUGUGACGAAGCACGCCACAGUGGUAUCACACCUCUCCUCCAUCAUUAAAAAACGUGGGCUGCUGGACAUAUCCCUCCUUGAACAAGACAUGAUCGCCUCAUCCAAUCCAAACGACCACUGGAAUCGCCUGCAAGCCUUUGCCGCAAAACAAACUAGCAGUAGCCUCAGCAAUAGAAACAACAAGAAUAUCAAUAGUGCUGUCGUGGACACCAAUGACCUCUUCCGCCUGUGUCUCAUCUACCACUUGCGCUACGAGAAAGCCAAUCAGCCGUCUCGUGUGGUGCCGCUCUUGGAGAGGCUCGGUCCGUAUUACGUGGAGAGCCUGCGGAAGCUGCAGAAGUACUGCGGUGACAGGCCUACAGAUGAUUUGUUUCGCGAAACGGGUGUCAUGGCUUCUAUCGUAAAGACAUUCGUCGACGUUGGAAACAUCUACACUCAACACGAGCCUGUGUUGAAACGAACAUUGCUGCAACUUUUUAGUGGUCGACUCUCUGUUGAUCAAUACCCUUACUUGACGCCGGCAGCAGGUGUAGCCGCGAGCUCGUCCCAGCCGCACCAGCAGCCCGUCUUCAAGCCAAAGGAGGUUACGACGUUCAUGUGCGGCGGCUUCACGUAUGCAGAGGCUGCGUUGGUAAACGCCAUCAACGAGGGGACGGCGUACACGGGCUCGGCGGCCAGUAGUCUCCCGCAGGGCGGCGUGCGUGCGGCGAUUGGUGGCACUGCUGUCCUGAAUAGUGAGGCGUUCCUCAGCUUGCUAUCCACGCACCCAUGA